This is a messenger RNA of Fulvia fulva, 1827 nucleotides long. RefSeq lists its product as uncharacterized. The transcript has 2 exons. The record is from RefSeq and is a predicted model, not a curated record. Lineage: Eukaryota; Fungi; Ascomycota; Dothideomycetes; Mycosphaerellales; Mycosphaerellaceae. The coding region runs from base 1 to 1827 and encodes 608 amino acids.
AUGCCAGCUUGGUGUGCUAUCAAGGACGUCACAGGGCUUCGCAAGUACAUCAAUGCUGAUAAGGAGCAAUACCUUGGCAUGGAACCCGCCUCGGUCUUCAGUGGGCACCCAUUCGCCAGAGUGCUGCUUGCCAUCGCACCAGAUCUCAAGGGCUUCUCCGAGAAGCUGCGAUUCCGUGCCAGGUGCCUCGAUACUGGUCUUGUUGCCGCGACCACGCUCUACAUGGACAUUUACGACGUUCUUGGCGGUGACCUUGAACGUGGGAUCCGAGAGAUUAUGCCUUACAUGGAGAGACUCGAGACGACUCUCAAAGACUGGAAGGACUACAAUGACCCCGCUCACGAACGCAACCCAUUACUGAGCGACCAUGCCAUCGACGAGGGUCCCCUCAAAUAUGACAGUCUACGAGAGCAGUUUCUGCCGGUUCGCAAUACAUCUACAACUACUGGUUGGCGAGCGAACAAGCAUGUGACGAGAGACGACAUUGCGCGCGAUCCAAGCUGCUGGAAGAAGGAUGACUGGCCAGGCGCAUUCAUAUCCAGCAAUGUUCUCUGCUCGCUGCCCAUAUUCGCAACACAAGCUGUCAACUUGACCUUGCACGACGUUCAAUGCCACGGCCUGAAUCUGUGCAACAACAUGGAUCUCGUUCUGGCCGCUGCACACUGGUACAACGCUGCCAAAAUCUCAGGUACAGCCCCCCAAAGCUGGCCCGAUAUGGACUUUGUCAUCGAGCGAGAAAAUGAAGUUUCACGCUAUCUGGGAACCGGAGAUGGAACAGUAUGUGGUGCUGCUAAGCAGUUCUGCCUUGCAUUGGGAAUGACUCUCCCCCAGGUCACGGGGAAGUCUCGCGUGGCGAUUCCGCACAUUGGCAAGAACAAGUCGGCCAAGAUGAGCAACAUCUCGCGCUUUACUCCUCACGACUCGGGACUCCGGUCCAUGCACACAGCGAGGCAUCGACACGAGAAGGUUGCAUGGACUACGCUCGCUCACAAGAAUGGCCUUGACCUCAGCCGGCUCUAUUCAGUCAUUAAAGGCUACGCAUCCUCCGUCGGCAUCAGGGAUCCCGUACUCUCGGGGCAAUGGCGAGCCACACGGAGACUAAGCCCGAGUCAAUUGCUCAAGAUCAUCGAAGAAAUCUUCGUGGAAGAUGAAGCCUACAUCCACUUCGACCUCCACCAAUUCUACAUGCGUUGCUUUAGCUUCAUGUAUGAGGUCUUGAAGCACCACCGCGAGUUCAUCAGCGAAAAGCGAGCUAUGGCUUACAGCCGACGACAGAUGUCCUUUCCAUUCAUGGUCAACGAGAUCCUGUGGGACGCCGUCGCGCUGGAGGGCUCAAAGCACGGCAUGAAGAACACAAUGCUAUACCACGUCGGCCAGAUCCUCAACGCUAUGCAACCCAGCAAUCUCAGCGUCGCCACGACUCAAGCUCAGCGUUUCUCCAGCCGUCGGAUCCCAGAGCACCUCAAGCCAGCGACUUUGUACUCCGACACCGCAGUCAUGGCGCCGUCUGCAUUGCAGCCGUCCUCCUUGGUCGUGCAUGAAGUCGAGCUGGACGAGUACAAGCGCUUGCGAGGAACGUACACAGUCAACAUGACCGAUACAAGAGACUGGGGUGAUCCUGGCCAGAUCAACGAAGAUGACGGGUUCGCUGUGAGGGAGGAUGAGGACGGCAUCACUGUUGAUAAUUUGCGGCCCAACGCGGAUUGUCCUUGCUGUCACGGCAAGGAUGGGAUCAGGCUGUUCACCCUGGAGCGGAUUCAGUGCAUGCAGCAGGUGUUGCGCGAGCAUCGGGCUUCUGGCAAUAUGCUGGAUGCACAGACCGCCUAA